UUGAGCAAGCCAUUCGCCACUUGACGGUAAAAUUGAACGCACCGCGCCUGUUUUGCGACCGGCGAUAUUUAUCUUUUACCAAAAAACAGUCAACCGGAUUAUGGAUCACAUCAAUACCGAGUUCGAUAAGUAUACGAAAAUUUGGAGCGGUCCAAAGGCCACAAAGUUCUUCGAUCCGGAUUGUUCCAUUGGCAAGGUGCUUCUCGCAUUUAUGCGCAACAAUGCCGGAAAUAUAUGUCAGCUGUCCGAUACCGAGGGUACCGCACUCACCAAUGGCGAGGCGAUUAGUUUCGGUAUUCGUCUGGCGCAACACUUCAAGGCAAUGGGUCUGAAGCAAGACGAUGUAAUCGGCAUUGCCGGCGGCAAUACGACUUAUCUGCUGCCCUUGGUUUUGGGUUGUUUGCUGAAUUGUACGCCCUUCCAUGCGAUAAGCCCGCACCAAGAUGAGUCUACUAUUAAAAAUCUAUUCUACACCACUCGUCCGCGUUUGAUCUUUUGUGACGGCAGCAUCUACGAUCGCUUGAGCGCGGUUAGCAAAGUAUUGAAAGCAAAUGUUUAUACAUUGAAGGAACAUCGCAAGGAUUUGCCGAGAAUCGAGGAUUUGCUUGAGCCCACAAAGGGUGAAAUGUUUUAUGUUCCCGAAAAUCUUACCAUUGGCGGAGAUCAAACAGUAGCCAUACUAUGCUCCUCAGGUACCACAGGAACACCUAAGAAUGUUUGCAUUUCCAAUUCUUGCUGCCUCUUCGAUUACGGCUUUGUCUCCAGCAAGGAUGUGCUGCUCUCAUUCAGCACCAUCGACUGGUCGACGGGUUUGUUCAACAUGCUCUUCAGUUGUGGUCAUAGCGCUACGCGCAUUAUUGCCGAUAAACCGUAUACACCGGAAUAUCUGUUGGAACUUAUCGACAAAUAUAAGGUGACUAUUCUGACAUUGGCGCCACGUCAUGUUGCCACGCUCGUCAAGUCACCACUGCUAUCCAAAGAGAAAUUGGUUAGUGUGCGCUUCCUCAGCAUUGGUGGUGGCAAUUGCUAUGUGCCGACCUUGUUAAAGAUGCAGGAAUACUUAACCAACGGUUACAUAUCCUAUGGUUACGCGCUUACCGAAUGUGGCGGUGUUUCCGCCAAUUUGGGCAUCACCAAACCUAGUUCCGUAGGUAAGCUCGUGCCCGCUGUGCGGGUGAAAAUACUCGACGAUGCUGGACGUAGUUUGGGUCAUAAUGAAACCGGCGAAAUACUUGUGCAUAACGGUAAAAUCUGGAACGGUUAUUACGGUAAUCCGAAUGAGACGAAGCGUAUGCAAGACUAUCAGGGUUGGUUUCACACCGGCGAUCUGGGUUACUUCGACAACGAGAACUACUUGUAUGUGUUGGAUAGAAAGAAGGAUACACUCAAGUUUCACGGCAUGCAGUAUUGUCCACACGAGAUCGAACAAGUCGUGGCCGAAUUACCGGAUGUGAUAGAAGUCUGUGUUUUCGGGCUGUGGAAUGAGGUGGAUGGCGAUGCCGCUGCCGCCGCGGUGGUCAAAGUACCGGGCAGUAAAUUGCUGGAACAAGUUAUUGUCGAGUACGUGGCCAAGCGUCUGGUGGUGAUGCACAAGCAGCUGCAUUGCGGUGUAUUCUUUCUGGACGAGCUGCCUAAAACGGGUAGUGGUAAGAUUUUGCGAAACCAAGCGCGCGAUUUGGCGUUGGGGAAAAAGUGGGAAGUGCAUAAGAAUGGUGGCGCGAUGAAUGCUUAGCGUUAUACAUAGUUUUUGUUUUAAGUUUAUUAGUGAAAUUGAAGUAUGUUAAUUAAAAUGUGUUAAACUAAUUUGUUGUUAGCCAUAACAUUAGUUUCUAAUCUAGAUGCGCGCUGUUCAAGUUGUAAAUUCAUAUCAAGUUAUUUAAGCUUAUCUCGUUUUCUGUUAUCGAACAUUUUAGGGUAAGUACAUAUAAUAAUAUAAUAUCAAAUGUACAAAAAAUCACAAAGGA
This is a messenger RNA of Zeugodacus cucurbitae (melon fly), 1964 nucleotides long. RefSeq lists its product as uncharacterized. The record is from RefSeq and is a predicted model, not a curated record. The transcript has 5 exons. NCBI's taxonomy places the organism in Eukaryota, Metazoa, Arthropoda, Insecta, Diptera, Tephritidae. Gene Ontology annotation, biological process: long-chain fatty acid metabolic process; fatty-acyl-CoA biosynthetic process. The coding region runs from base 101 to 1732 and encodes 543 amino acids. Gene Ontology annotation, molecular function: long-chain fatty acid-CoA ligase activity.